AAAGCUGGGUGAAGGAAUGAAUAAAAAGAGUAGAGAAUAUCAAAGGCUGCAGAUAGCAUGCCCCAUUCCAUCAAGACUUUGAGACGGUUGCAGUUUUCUACAAGUUAGUAUACAGUACAAUGGCGGCACAGUGUGUGUCAAAGGUAGAGCUGUCCAUCUCAUGUGAAAACCUGUUGGAUAAGGAUAUUUUGUCUAAAUCAGAUCCUUUGUGCGCACUCUAUAUAAAUGCUGGUGGAACACAAUGGGUUGAGGUUGAUCGCACAGAGAAACUUCAGAAUUGCCUCAACCCAAAGUUUAACAAAAGAUUCUGCAUUGAUUACUACUUUGAAGUGGUACAAAAGCUGAAGUUUGCCAUUUAUGAUAUUGAUAACCAAACGUAUGAUCUGAGUGAUGAUGAUUUUCUUGGAGAAUUUGAGUGCACCCUUGGCCAAAUUGUAUCCAGUAAGAAAGUGACCAGGCCACUGGUGCUUAGGGACAGAAGGCCAGCAGGGAGAGGAACAAUAACGAUUGAAGCUGAAGAACUUAAGGACAACCGAGUAGUCUUCUUUGAAGUAGAGGCAAGAAAACUUGAUAAAAAGGACCUCUUUGGCAAGUCUGACCCUUUCUUGGAGUUUUAUAGACAGUCAUCUGAUGGCAAGUGGCAACUUGCUCACAGAACAGAGGUCAUCAAAAACAAUCUUAAUCCUGUCUGGAGACCCUUUAAAAUAUCUCUUCAAGCUUUGUGCGGUGGAGAUUUAUUGAAGCCAGUUAAGGUGGAAUGUUACGACUACAACAAUAGUGGAUCACAUGAACUCAUCGGAAUUUUUCAAACUAAUGUGGAAAGAAUGUCUCAGGCAAAACGAGGGUCCCCUGUGGAAUUUGAAUGCAUCAAUGAAAAAAAGAAAAAGAAAAAAAGUUACAAAAAUUCAGGUGUAGUGAGUGUAAAAGAAUGUAGGAUUGAACGUGAAUAUACAUUUCUUGAUUUCCUCAUGGGAGGAUGCCAGUUAAAUUUCACAGUUGGCAUAGACUUCACAGGUUCCAAUGGUGACCCUCGCUCUCCAAUUUCUCUACAUUAUAUCAAUCCACAUGGCUUUAAUGAAUACCUAGCAGCAGUCUGGUCUGUAGGAUUGGUCAUUCAGGAUUAUGACUAUGACAAAUUAUUUCCUGCAUUUGGAUUUGGAGCACAGAUUCCUCCUACAUGGCAGGUUUCACAUGAGUUUCCAUUAAAUUUUAAUCCGUCCAAUCCUUUUUGUGCUGCUUUAAGAAGUGUGACUCGUGCUGUCAGAAGAUGUCUCUGACAGAUGAAGUUAUAUCACCCUGUUCAUAGCAGUUACCUCAACCAUGUGGCAUCUGUCAGGGCAUGUUCCACAAGACACAGAGUGGCUACUCAAUAUUAUAUCUUGUUGAUAAUCACUGAUGGAGUGAUUACAGACCUUGAUGAAACCAGAAGUGCCAUUGUUAAUGCUUCCAAGCUUCCAAUGUCCAUUAUCAUUGUUGGAGUUGGAGCAGCAGACUUCAGUGCCAUGGAAUUCCUGGAUGGGGAUAAUAGUGUCCUUAGAUCACCAACAGGAGAACCAGCUAUUAGGGAUAUUGUCCAGUUUGUGCCAUUCAGAAAGUUCCAAAAUGCACCCAAAGAAGCUUUAGCCCAGUCGGUGUUGGCAGAAGUACCUCAGCAAGUAGUGUCCUACUUCAACACAAUGAAGCUACACCCACCCAAUGACGUGAGUUCAGCACCUUCCUAAGCAGAGUUCCACAAGGAUAUGAAGACUUCCACAGGAGUGCAGGGAUGAUGUGCAUGAGAUAAGCAUGCUGUUAUGUGCUUCUUCUGGACAUUAUUAAUGUGUGCCAUUUUUAUUUUUGUAACCUUAUAUUUAAUAUUUUUGUCUUGGAAACAAGUUGUUUACAUUUGCUUUUUUUAACUGGUGUUACAUUAGCAGCAUCUGAUCAGUUAAAUAUUAGCUUGUUUUUCUACUCAUCCCUUGAUCCCAUUCAUUGGUAGUCACAUAAUAAAAUCAACAUAGGAUUGAAUAGAAGCCAUUGCGCAAAGUUUGAUGCCAUGUUCAAUUAUUUUUGGCCUUGUAGUCCUUCUUAAAUUUAUUGGCUAUCACUACCUCCAAUGAUGUGCCUUAAUUCUAAAAAGGAAUGUAUGUUGCCUUUGACCAUUGCUGACAAUGUUCUACUUCCACGGACCAUGAUUACUCAAGAGGAAAGGCCUGUUCACCAUAUAGUUGUGUACUUUCCUAAAGCACAUCUCCAUUUUCUCAGACCAAUUAUAAUAAUGUGUCUUAUUAUGUCUUAAUUCAUUAAACUUGUGCACCUUUUAUUUAAAUUUGUAUAAUCUUAAUGUAAAAUAGCAGCCAUUAUCUAAUUUAUAUUUACAGGUAUGGAGUUAUAAGUAAAAGCAGAAGGCAAUAUAUUCAAAAUUUUUUAUGUCUGAAUAAUAUGCACGAUAACAUUUUUAUGUCUUACAUUUUCUGCUGUCAUCCUAUUUCAUACAUAAAUGAAUUUGAAUCAG
This is a messenger RNA of Protopterus annectens (West African lungfish), 2494 nucleotides long. RefSeq names its product copine-3-like. Gene Ontology annotation, biological process: cellular response to calcium ion; ERBB2 signaling pathway. The record is from RefSeq and is a predicted model, not a curated record. The transcript has 20 exons. Gene Ontology annotation, cellular component: plasma membrane. Gene Ontology annotation, molecular function: calcium-dependent phospholipid binding; receptor tyrosine kinase binding. Lineage: Eukaryota; Metazoa; Chordata; Ceratodontiformes; Protopteridae.